AUGGACAACAUCCUCUACCGCGUCCUCCAGUCGUUUAUAUUACCUGAAAACGACAUGUCAAAGGCCUUUUGGAGACUGUGCGAACUCCUGGCUCGCCAGGGCCAGCAGGAGCUUCCGGAUACUUUCCCACCAGAAACUGACGAACAGCUCCAGCAUCUAUUAGAACAAAUGAACAAUAGGCACAGGAGCCAAAGCCGGAGUGGUGAGAGUGAAACCGCCACAACGGAAACCACAAGCAAUAGCGAUCCGACACCUCUGGAUGCUGCCUCUGGCAGUAGUAACGAUUUCGACGUCCAAACCCUCAAAUCCUCCAUUUCGAACCUCUCUCAGGACAACGGCCCCAUGCUCUUCGACGAUAACUCUGCAUCCAUCAUAAACUUCAAGCCAUCAGAACCACUACGAAUAACCUGUCUUACCAUCGGCUCCCGUGGCGAUGUUCAGCCCUACAUCUCUCUCUGCAAGGGUCUUUUGGAAGAGGGGCACAGACCCCGCAUAGCGACUCACAAGGAGUUCGAGCCUUGGAUAAGAGGCCAUGGAAUCGACUUUGCUCCGAUCGAUGGUGACCCGGCAGAACUCAUGCGAAUCUGCGUUGAGAACGGCAUGUUUACAUAUGCUUUCUUGAAGGAAGCAUCUUCCAAGUUCCGUGGGUGGAUAGAUGAUCUCCUUUCCUCUUCCUGGAAGGGCUGCCAGGACUCCGAUGUCCUGAUCGAAUCUCCAAGUGCCAUGGCCGGUAUUCACGUUGCGGAAGCCAUGGGAAUCCCAUAUUUCCGUGCUUUUACUAUGCCCUGGUCAAAAACAGCCGUCUACCCUCAUGCUUUUGCUGUCCCAGAUCGCAAUCUAGGAGGCACAUACAAUACCCUGACCUAUAUUAUGUUUGACACCUUAUUUUGGAAAGCUAUUUCCGGCCAGGUCAACCGAUGGAGAAAGAAGGAACUUGGUCUCCAAAACACAAGUCUCGACAAGAUGCAACCCGAUAAGGUGCCUUUUCUCUACAACUUUUCACCCUCUGUCGUGCCUCCGCCACAAGAUUAUCCAGAAUGGGUACGCGUGACCGGCUAUUGGUUUCUGAACGAAGGAUCCGAGUGGGCUCCACCAAGUGAACUCGUAGCGUUCAUUGACAAGGCUAGAGCCGACAAGAAGAAACUGGUAUACAUUGGUUUUGGAUCGAUAGUCGUCUCUGACCCUGUUGCCAUGACAAAAACUGUGGUCGAAUCUGUAAUGAAAGUUGGUGUACGAUGCAUCUUGUCCAAAGGCUGGUCAGAUAGGCUAGGUGAUGCAAAGAGCACAAAGGCAGAAAUCGCACUACCUCCAGAGAUUCACCAAAUCACCGCCGCACCCCAUGACUGGCUAUUCUCCCAAGUUGACGCGGUAGUGCAUCAUGGCGGAGCGGGAACGACGGGGGCAAGUCUUCGAGCUGGUGUGCCUACUAUUAUCAAACCCUUCUUUGGAGAUCAGUUCUUCUUUGGCUCUCGCGUACACGACCUAGGAGUCGGAAUGUGUAUGAAGAAACUAAACGUUGCUGCCUUCACGAGAGCACUAUGGGAAGCAACCAAUAGCCAGCGCAUGAUCAUAAAGGCAAAGCUAAUUGGAGAACGAAUCCGCCAGGAAGACGGUGUUGGCAAAGCUAUCCAGUCCAUCUACCGUGACCUAGAAUAUGCCAAAACUCUCACUCUCUUACGCCGAACUGCUUCUGGCCAUCCUUCAACUGACGCCGAGGAUGAAAACCUCGAGGAUUUCUUAGACGGUAUCGAAGAAUCCUGGACAUUCGUCGGUGACGAGAUAUUUCCCAAAACCCAGGAUCCCAAGAGCGAAUUGAAAGCGCUGAUUGAUGGGGCCGCUGCCGGGACGUUACCGCCACUAGAUGAUGACGGAGAGGAAGAUGUGGCUUGUUAA
Molecule: messenger RNA, 1893 nt
Organism: Arthroderma uncinatum
Lineage: Eukaryota; Fungi; Ascomycota; Eurotiomycetes; Onygenales; Arthrodermataceae
Product: Atg26p
Exons: 2
Coding region: 1-1893 (630 amino acids)
Biological process (GO): carbohydrate metabolic process
Molecular function (GO): UDP-glycosyltransferase activity; hexosyltransferase activity
Source: RefSeq, a predicted model, not a curated record